Acanthaster planci (crown-of-thorns starfish) is the source of this 1119-nucleotide messenger RNA. Its product is annotated as peptide methionine sulfoxide reductase-like. Gene Ontology annotation, molecular function: peptide-methionine (S)-S-oxide reductase activity. NCBI's taxonomy places the organism in Eukaryota, Metazoa, Echinodermata, Asteroidea, Valvatida, Acanthasteridae. The record is from RefSeq and is a predicted model, not a curated record.
UGGUUCCCCGAGGCGCAGUUUGGCUGCGCCAAGGGGGUCAUCCGUACCAGGGUUGGGUACACAGGUGGGACCAAAAAGUCCCCAACCUACCACAGCCUUGGUGAUCACACGGAAACUAUUCAAAUUGAGUUUGACCCGAAGCAGACCAGCUACGAAACCCUUCUCACCAUCUUCUGGAACAGCCACAACAGUACAGCGUGCACCAGCCGCCAGUACAUGUCGGCCAUCUUCUACCACGGGGACGACCAGAAGCGGCUAGCCGAGAAGACCAAGGAGGAGCAUCAGAAGAAAGUCACCCGCCAAAUCCAGACUCGCAUCAAGUUUGCCGAAACCUUUUACGACGCGGAGGACUACCACCAGAAGUACAUGUUGCGCCACCACCAGGGCCUGCUGAAGAGCCUGAACCUGAGCUCCAAGGAGAUGAUCACCUCGCACGCGGCCGCCCGCCUCAAUGGCUACCUGGGAGGCUUCGGCAUGCUCAAGAACCUGGAGCUGGAGAUUGAAGAGCUGGGACUGAAUGAGGAACAGAAGGAGUACGUCCGCAAGAAGGUCAGGAUGGGAGGUCACAAUUAGGGAGAAAUAUGGUUGCAGAAGUGGGAUAGCACAGAGAGGUCGCCAGGGACUAUGUGAACAGAGGUGGACUGUUUUAAUGUGACUUUUAGCAUUUUCACCCAAACAUUUACCUCUGAAGUAUUAGGUAAUGAACAGUUUUGUAGUAGAAAUGAAAAUCAGUUAAUCCUUCAAAUAUUAAUUGGAAACUUUUGUAAUUUUUUCCAGAUUCCUUGCCUGUCAUGAAAGUUGUAACAUGGAAUGUGAAUCCCUCUAUUAACGUGUACUUCAAAAACGGCACUGGUUGUUGGAUAAAUAUCCAUUGACUUUGGCAGGCCCAUCUCAAUGUUGAUUUAACUUGGUUUGAAACUACCGUUUUCUGACCUCAGAAAUUGCAACAGUUUGAUUUGAUGUGGGAAACUGGGUCACAGUCUAGAUCAGGACUUACAACCUAAACUCUUCGCAGAACAAAGCAAAAUAAGGCCACCCUUGUUGAUAGGCAAGAAUUGUUUAAAGACCAGAAAGAUUUAGCUGUGGGAAGUCCGUGACAUUUCACUGCUUAGCCCUUAC